AUGUGUUUGGAGAUUGUGUAUCACGAGGAGACGACGGAGCUUGGUCGGCAACAAGCACCGGGGGUGUGUCCGUACUGUGGCGGGAAAGUAUCGGCGGUAGACAUCGAGACUAAGUGGUUGUUCUGUUUCUUACCACUCUGUUUCAAGGUCAAACGCAAGUACUCGUGUUCUUCCUGCGACCGUCGUCUCGUCUUGUACUAUUGA
This is a messenger RNA of Thlaspi arvense, 204 nucleotides long. Lineage: Eukaryota; Viridiplantae; Streptophyta; Magnoliopsida; Brassicales; Brassicaceae. The record is from the annotation of a GenBank genome assembly.